Messenger RNA from Parnassius mnemosyne (clouded apollo), 357 nucleotides. The record is from the annotation of a GenBank genome assembly. Lineage: Eukaryota; Metazoa; Arthropoda; Insecta; Lepidoptera; Papilionidae.
AUGGAAUCAGAAAAGGAACCAUUGUUGCUCCAUUCGCGGCGCAGCAGAGCACAGUCGUACGAGGAGGUGUCGCGGUACAGUGAGGCGGUGACGUGGCGGCGGCUGCGAGCGGUGAUGGCGCUGGUGGUGCUGGUGGUGUGGGCGCUGCUGGCCGCCGCCGCCGCGCUGGCCGCCCACGCGCUCACGUCGCCGCACGGCCGCCCCGCCGCACCGCACCCAUUCGCCGCCCUGCCUCCGCCCGCCCUCGCCCCAUUCGUGCAGCCAGUAUUCGUGUCGAUGGCGCCCUUACUGGCGACCGUCAAAGACCAACACCAGAAACAUUAUAUCUUAGAGGGCACCUCCUCCAUGUCUACAUAA